GAUUUAGGGCAUACACCUGAAGGGAUCAAACGGCAACACAACUAAGAAUAAUCCAGCAUCUGAUAACGUGUCGAUGGUAUGCAGGAUGAAAACAUAUUCGGCAACAAGAUCAGGAUAUUUAAAAGUGCACGUUGGUGGAGUAAUGAAACAAUUGUCUGGGACAGUAACCUCCACAAGGACUUCAUCUCAUGUUUUCUUCACUCUUGUCCGGCCCCACUCCAACAGCAUCUUAGGCCCCGAGUGCAAUCACCAGCCGUCCAUCAACAGUUUCUGGACUAAACACACUAUGGACUUCAGGUUCAAAGAGAUUGACGGCAAGGCAAUGUCCGUGAUGGGCUUUGAAGGAAAUGAUCUCGAGGGAGAGUCGCUGUACCAUUACAUACAUCCCGAUGACCUCCACACGUGUGCCAACUUCCAUACGACAAUGGUGAAAACUAAUGAAAUAAAAACUGCAUAUUUCCGAAUGCUGGCGAGGAGUGGUAACUGGUACUGGCUUCACGUUCGAGGAAAAGUGGUCUUUAAGAACUCGAAACAACAUUCCCUAGUUCUGUCACACAGUUUAAUGAGAGCCGAAGACAGCGCAUAUAUUCAACAAGAAGUAAUCUUAAGAAAUGGCACUAGGCACCUUGGAAUGCUAUCUGGCCAAAAUAAUGAUGGGAUCACAAACGAUAAUCUACGUAUACAGGAGAAGUGCGCUGGUUCGGAUACACCCAGCGAAAAUCAAGAUGGGAAACCUUCAAAAUAUAAACUAAAACACCAUCCAUACAGGGGCUUGAAAGAGGAUUACGCUGCGACACUGCACAGUCCUCACGGGGAAUGUCCUUCAAGUUGGCAUCGCAGCGUGUCCUACAGCGGACGAAAAGUGAAAAAAGAUUCCCAUGAGAGAACCUAUCACAACCCUGCUUUCUUCAGAUACAAGCAUCCGCACCAUACAAUAUCUUCUACAAAUGACCAGUUAUGCAUUCGUUCCAAUGAGAAUAUCAGUGCCUUUAAUAAAAUACAG
Molecule: messenger RNA, 1003 nt
Organism: Owenia fusiformis
Lineage: Eukaryota; Metazoa; Annelida; Polychaeta; Sabellida; Oweniidae
Source: the annotation of a GenBank genome assembly